ACCCCACCACCAGCAGACAGGCUACGAACAAGGUUUCUUUUUUUUUUAAUAAAUCCGACACAACGACAAUCGUCCCGCCAGCUCCUCUACCUACCACGUUAUCACCUGCAUCGGGAAGGUCCCACCCCAAGGUCCUCGUACAGGAGCAACAGACUGGAAAAAGCUUGGUUUGUUCACCUAGGCUCUCCCUGAAUCGAAACCCAAACAACGUAGGUCCCUUUGAUAUCAUACCAGGACAGCUAUUUUUGUCGAAUGCCAACUUAGUAAAUUCAAAAGGAAUGAACAGCAGCGAUGUUUAGGCUCCCAGUUCUCGCCAAGUUCAUACCAAAGCCGCGUAAUGCCCACCACAGGUACCUACAUGGUCGCCCGGCGGCAGCUAAAAAAAUUCCCCUUGCUGAAAAAGUUCCCCCUGCUAGACCGGUGAGCUUGAACUCUUAAUGGCCUGUAAACAAUUCUAACGGUGAUAAUGUUUUGCAGAGUAAGCCGCCAGCGGGACCCGGGCACAGGAUCUCGUAUUUGAAGCUUUCACACAGACAAGCAGGGAAACGAUUGGGUUUCCUUCUCGAAACUUUCGACAAGGGUGCUGUCACAGUUACGCAGAUGUUAGCCACUGCCGACCGAGAAGCCAAAAUCCAGGGGCUCACGGGAGAAGAGGUUAAAGAAGCAAAAGAGAAUGUUUACAAAUGGAUUGUGGAGUAUUUAAAAGGAGAGGGCUAUCCAAGCGACAUGAAUGAGGACUAUAAUGAAGCCAAUAUUAAUGACCUGGUGUUCACAGUACUUAUCCCGGUAAUUGCUAUGUUCAAUAGAAAAACUGGACGAAAUCUACGCCUGCGGAGGGAAAAAACAAACAUAGCCAAGGACGGAGAAACAAGUGGAAAUCAAGGGUUUGUGACGAUCGAUACCGUUGGCAUUGAUGAUCGGAAAUUUGUAUUCGUGGUCGAGGCAAAAAAAUCAUCCCUAGGCGAAGCGAAGAAACUAUGUCUUCUCGUGAUGAAGGACAUGGGGGAAAUGAAUGCGGGGGGCGUGGUAUAUGGCUUCGUAACGACUGGUGAGGGGUGGCAGAUGCUACGAUUUGAUGGUACUGUGUUUUCACAAACUGAUAGUUUUUUUGCAUUAUUUCGCGGGAUGGCGGAGGACAAGGAAAGAUGGAUGCAGGGAGGAUCAGUUGUCGUGGACUGCAUCCACGCCACCUUGAGAAGCGGAGGAUUCGUUGUUAAAUAAUUGAAUCCUUCACUUCUCAAGGUUGCUGGACUGUACGAGGGUAACAUUUCCCUUGUUUAGAAAUUAUGAAAACACUCUCCUCUCUUGGAAAGCUCCAUUAUUCUAAAGGACUACUAUACAUCAAGGACUUUGGCGAAGCUUUCCACGAAUGCCCAUGACUCCACCAACCCCGCUGUCGAAAAGGGGCCCGGCGCCAUAAUCGUCCCGUGCACAAACCACGAACAAUACCCCAUGUUCGUCUCUGGCCCCACGGAUGGCACCCAACGCAAAGACUACUGCCACUUCUCACAGCGCUAUGAGUGCCCCGGCAAUCUGCAGAAACUCAUGGAGGAGUCAUCCAAAAACCACGGGGACCUCGAGUACUCAUACGUCGCCUUCCGUCAUUGUUUCGACCACUGCAUCCACACGAAGAACGAGAUCAGCCCAACAAUAGACUACUUUGGCAUAACCCCCGUCAACGGCGAGCCCGACAUGCCAGUUCAAAGCCCAUAUACAGCGUCACAACUCCGCAAUUACUGUCUAACCCUCCCGCGCAUCAUCCCCCCACCCAUCAAAUGCCACGGGCAUGUCAUGUUCAACGUGUGCACUCCAACAGGCUCCAUCAAGUGCUGGACUGCCCCAAGAGCCUCCGAAAACUGAAGUACAGAGAUGCGAGGCGGAGCUAAUGAGAUGAUCUCUGGGCCCUUGGAGCGAAAUCUCGCAUAAAGCGGAAUAUAAAGAUUGGCGUUGGCAACGGGAGGCAUAAGUCAAAGCUGGUUGCCAUCAAGGACCCUUAUGGUGGUGGGGUGAGGGCUAUUGUCAAGGAUAAGGCGACCGCCUUCCUGAAGGCUUGGAAGGAGGCAGAGGAGGCGAAGAUCGCCGAGCUUCAGAGGAAGCCAGAGGUUAGGGAGAAGCAUGCCGAAAUGGUUAGCUAGCUCAAGGAGGCGAAGAAGGUCGCCGAGCUUCAGAGGAAGCCGGAGGUUAGGGAGAGGCAUGCCGAAAUGGUUAGCUAGCUCAAGGAGGAGAAGGAGGCGAGGAAGGUCGCAAGGCUUCAGAGGAAGCCGGAGGGUUAAGGAGAGGCAUGCCAAAAUGCUCAGCCAAUACAAGGAGGAGAAGGAAAGGAGGCUGCAGGAGAAGGCAAUGGUGAAGGAGGCUGCAGGAGAUGCACGAAGAGAUGGUCCGGGUGCAUAGAGAGAGAAAGGAAAAAACAGCGGGAGAUGCAAAUGCCAAAAAUGGAGUAGGAGGCGACGAAGGGGGGGGGUGCAAUCGCAGUUUUUCACUCGCAAUGUAACUGUAUUUCCAUAUCUGGAGUGUAGGCCACCAAUCGGUAGGAUUUACAUAUGAGGCUUCCCAACCUUUGUAAAUCAUUUAUCUAUCUCCAAAAAAUGUUAUCAAUAGCAGCCAAAGAUAGUGGUUCAUGGGCCAAUACCGGUACGUUGUUCCAACAGGGGUCGUUUAGUAAGGAGACAGGCCAAAACAGACCAAAAUUGUAGGUUUUCGAGCGAUUCUAUUUCCACAGAAUUCUUGAAACUCGGCCUUGAAAAAAAUUUAAGAAUUUAGCAUGUCUGAAGUAUGAUACAUAUCUAUUUCAGGCCUUUGUCUGGAGUUUGUACAGAAUUGUGGGCACAUGAACUGGGUAAGGUGUGAUGCAGUG
Molecule: messenger RNA, 2854 nt
Organism: Tuber aestivum (summer truffle)
Lineage: Eukaryota; Fungi; Ascomycota; Pezizomycetes; Pezizales; Tuberaceae
Source: the annotation of a GenBank genome assembly